This is a messenger RNA of Daphnia pulex (common water flea), 1138 nucleotides long. RefSeq names its product nuclear inhibitor of protein phosphatase 1-like (gene NiPp1). The record is from RefSeq and is a predicted model, not a curated record. Gene Ontology annotation, cellular component: nuclear speck. NCBI's taxonomy places the organism in Eukaryota, Metazoa, Arthropoda, Branchiopoda, Diplostraca, Daphniidae. The transcript is spliced from 7 exons. Bases 48 to 1133 code for a protein of 361 amino acids. Gene Ontology annotation, molecular function: mRNA binding; protein serine/threonine phosphatase inhibitor activity; protein binding.
UUGCAGCGUGCUGCCAGAAAAAAAGCUGUCAGAAAAAAAACAAAAAAAUGGCGAAUCACUAUGAGAUUCCAAAUUGGGCUGGUAAACCGACGACUGGACUUCACCUUGAUGUGACCAAAGAUGGUAAACUUAUCCAGAAAUUGAUGAUAGAUCAGAAGAAAUGCUACCUCUUUGGCCGGAAUCCUCAAAUGUGUGAUUUUUGUAUUGACCAUGCAUCCUGCUCCAGGGUUCACUCUGCACUUGUGUGGCACAAGCAUCUGAACCGUGCAUUUCUUGUUGAUCUGGGAAGCACCCAUGGAACCUAUAUUGGUACUAUGAGGAUUGAAAGUGAAAAGCCUACCCAACUGCCAGUCGACAGCACUUUUCAUUUUGGUGCUUCAACUAGAUAUUACAUUUUGAGAGAGCGACCACAAAAUGCCCCCAGACCGAUCUUGGAAGAACUAGAAGAAGAAGCCAAAAGUGUUCACCAGGAUGGAGGGAAACUUGGGCUUCCAGAAUCAGAAAUGGAGUUGGAUAAUCUGACUGAAUUCAACACAGCUCAUAAUCGACGGAUCUCAAUGUUGGGUAUUGCCGACGAUGACGCAGGCAGCAGAAUUGCCGCAGGCAAGAGAAAGAAGAGGUCGAUCACUUUCAAUGACGAAGAAGAAGUUAUCAAUCCGGAAGAUAUUGAUCCGAAUGUGGGAAGAUUCCGCAAUCUUGUUCACACUUCCCUCGUUAUUCCUACUAAACGGAUUAAAAGCGAAACUUUAGCCAGUGGAACGAUGUCAAGAGAGAACCAGUUCCACCGUUCUUUGUCAGCCUCGUCUGGAGGAGAAGGGCUGUACGGAGGCCUACCCCCUGAGAUGGGUGAAUCAUCCCAGUCUCAUUUAACAUCUCAAUCCGCGUCUUCUGGGCUCUUCUCUUCGACUUUAGCUUCAAAGUUGGGGCUUCCAUUGAUGCCUAACCCUGCCCCUGAUGUCGAUUUGUCCGCCCCAAUGGAGCCAGCUGCCGCACCGGUCACUUCCCGGCUCAAUGUCGAGUUUACACAACCUCCUGCGGUAGAGUCUGAUCCUUCCUCCAACGGGCCCAAGAGAAAGAAAUACGCCAAAGAAGCUUGGCCGGGUAAAAAGCCAGCACCCUCACUUCUUAUGUAACGACA